AUGGAGAGCAGCGUGGAGCAGCAUCUCACUCCCUCAAGGCUGGGAUCGGUCCGGGACCUUUGGUUCGAGCACCUCAGCGGUCCUGACUCACUGGUCUUGCCCAGCCAGGACGACAACAAGCGCUGGUUCAUGGGCGGCGAGCUCGAUCGCCUCUGCGUAGAACGCUUUGCGCCCACGCUCGAGGCCAUCCGGCACAGCGGCCUCAAGUCCGGGACCGACCUGAUCAAGACCGCCAAGCCCGGCGAGGCAAGCGACUGGCUCAGCCUCGUCAUCCUGCUGGACCAGAUGCCGCGCAACUGCUACCGGGGCGACGCGGCGGCCGUGGCCUUUGCCGUGUUCGAUCCCAUGGCCCGCGAGGUGGCGCUGGCGGCCAUGGAGCGCGGCAUCCCGGACGAAAACCCGCAGAUGCGAUGGCAGUUUGCGUACCGGCACUGGUUCUACCUGCCGCUCAUGCACUCGGAGGACCUGGCCAUGCACGAAAAGGCGACGCAGGCAUACGAGCGGAUGCGCAGGGAUGCGUACGCACUCGCCGACGCGGACGCGGACGAGGCCAAGAAGCAUCAUCCGUCCCAGCAGGGAGGAGAUGGCCAGGAGCACUACCGGGCCAAGGCAGCCGCGGUGGUGCGGGCCAGCCCCGAGGAGGCGCGGAAGCUGGUGGACUUGUAUCUGGAAUUCGAGAGGAGGCACAUGGCCAUCAUCGAGCGGUUUGGGCGGUACCCGCACCGCAACAAGGCCUUGGGGCGGGUACCGACGGCGGAGGAGACGGAGUAUCUCGAGACGGGAGGGGAGAUGUUUGGGCAGUAG
Messenger RNA from Hirsutella rhossiliensis, 804 nucleotides. RefSeq names its product class I alpha-mannosidase. NCBI's taxonomy places the organism in Eukaryota, Fungi, Ascomycota, Sordariomycetes, Hypocreales, Ophiocordycipitaceae. The transcript has 2 exons. The record is from RefSeq and is a predicted model, not a curated record. Gene Ontology annotation, molecular function: protein binding. Bases 1 to 804 code for a protein of 267 amino acids.